ACUUCCGGGAGCUCCAUCUAAGCGAUUGAAAAAUCGACGAGAGCGCAAUAAGGGCUUGAUUUCCGCCUCCCGGUCAACAGACCCCUCGAUCUCGCACUCGAUUUGAUUCCCGAGAUCGCUGCUUGGAAUCCGCACGCACCGAUCGCAAAUCAGCCUGAAAUCUGGAGUCGUUUGUGUGGAAGUCGUAGAGGCCAAUUAAAGCCCUCCGUCGCCAUCGCUAGCCUAGCUAGCGCUCCUGUCCGGUGGGAAUGAUGUGAAAGUCAGAAAUGAUCGUUAGAAUAAACCGCGAUGAUCAGAAUCUGUUCCGUUACAGACACCGAGUCAAUCGAUCAACCUGACAGCUCGGCUGGUGUACGGGGGUUUUCUCGUUAAUUUCCGUUUUCACCGCGUAGCAACAUCAUAUUCGGGGGGCUUGACAGCUCUGAGCUUCAGUUGAAAAUAUUUAAUUUAGGUUUUUUAUUUUCUGGCAUUAUUGUUCGAAUAAAUGCGCAUAUUUCUAUUCGUAAAUAAAAAGCUAUCUAUUUUAAGCUUAUUGUAUUUAUUUGACAAUUCGAACACGUUUAAUUAGACUGCCUCAAACGGAAUCAUGAAAUCGUGACUUUUAUUUGUAAUAAACUGGCGGUCCGUCGAGAAAUAAACACAUUUUUGCGCAGUUUUGGACGUCCGCUGGUUUUUGCUUUGGCUUUGAGUGUCGCGAGCAUCAGCGCGAGGUCAUGCGAGCCGCUGCCAAGCAGCUGUCAAUCAAGAUUGCGCACACGAGAUCGCAUUGAACCGUCAUUCUACUACAGUAUUUCACAACAGAAGCGUUCGACUUCUAAUUUCUGUCGCGUAGAGAGACUCGUAGUAGCAGGUGGAUUGGCCGAGCCCGCCAUGCCCGGUCCAGUGACCAGCAAAGCACGGGUGUAUGCUGAUGCCAACACUUUGAAGAGCAAGGAAUACUGGGAUUAUGAAGCACAUGUGCCUAGCUGGAGCAACCAGGAUGACUACCAACUUGUACGAAAGCUUGGAAGAGGCAAAUAUAGUGAAGUGUUCGAGGCCAUCAACAUUAACAGCAAUGACAGAGUAGUUGUUAAAAUACUGAAGCCUGUUAAGAAGAAGAAGAUUAAGCGUGAAAUCAAAAUUCUGGAGAACUUGAAGGGGGGGACCAACAUCAUUCGUCUUGUAGACACAGUGAAGGACCCUGUGUCUAGAACACCUGCUCUUGUGUUCGACUACAUCAACAACACUGAUUUCAAGGACCUCUAUCAGAGACUAACAGAUUUUGAUAUCCGAUUUUAUUUGUAUGAACUUCUAAAGGCUCUGGACUACUCUCACAGCAUGGGCGUCAUGCAUCGUGAUGUCAAACCUCAUAAUGUCAUGAUAGACCACCAAAUGAGAAAGUUGCGGCUUAUAGAUUGGGGUCUUGCUGAGUUUUACCACCCUGCACAGGAAUACAACGUAAGGGUCGCCUCAAGGUCAUAUAAGGGACCAGAGUUGCUGGUUGACUAUCAGAUGUAUGAUUACAGUCUGGACAUGUGGAGCUUAGGCUGCAUGUUGGCCAGUAUGAUCUUCCAGAAAGAGCCAUUUUUCCAUGGUCAAGACAACUAUGACCAGCUGGUCCGAAUUGCAAAAGUCCUUGGAACAGAUGAGCUCUUCAGCUACCUGAACAAGUAUCACAUUGAGUUGGACACACGCUUCAAAGAUCUGCUUGGCCAGCAGACACGAAAGCGCUGGGAGAACUUUGUUCAGCCAGAGAAUCAGCACUUGGUGAGUCCAGAGGCUUUGGACUUGCUGGAUAAACUCCUGCGCUACGAUCAUCAACAGAGACUGACCGCCCAAGAGGCCAUGGAGCACCCCUACUUCUGGUUCACACAAGGUCCUUCAAGUGCUUGAAUUUAGCUUUUAGAAAUGUAAGAACUGGAAUACCUGGAAAAUUGCCUUGUUUUGAUAAAGUGCUUGAGAUUAAAGUGGAACGUUUCCUCCGUGUAAUGUGUGUCCAUCAAAGAUGAGAUCCUGCACUCCACUUUCACUGAAUAAUGUGUUUUCAUAUCCUUUCUGUUCUUUACAGUCAGAUAAAAAUGUAAACAGAAAUAUUCAUUUAAUCUCACACAGCAUGGAUGUGUUAAAGAAACAGAGAGAUUCUCGUUGAUGUUCGCUGAACCGGAAAUUUGAGCCGCUGUGAAUCCUUAAAGUGACAGUAACCUUUUUAGCAUUUCUUAUACAAAUGAAUAUAAACUCAGUGUUAUUACUUGUAAAUUGUGCACAUUAUUUAAAACAGUGAUAGCUCAUAUCAUUAUUAUAUAUACAAUUUCAUGAUAUAAUAUUAAUUAAUGUAGAAGUAAAAUUUUGAUUAUAAUAAUGAUGAAAAACAAAUUAUUAAAAUAUAAAUAUACACUUUCAUAUACUUUUUUCAGGACAGGUUUUGUUCAGUUCUAUUUCUUGUUCUGCACCUGAUCAGCCUGAAUGCAGCCCACUAUUUUUGAAAGUGUAUUUGUUUGUGAUUGUUUCUUAUAGAGAAAGGUAUAUGAGCAAAUCUUAUUAUUUAAACUAUAUAUUGUGUAU
This is a messenger RNA of Myxocyprinus asiaticus (Chinese sucker), 2541 nucleotides long. RefSeq names its product casein kinase II subunit alpha'-like. Lineage: Eukaryota; Metazoa; Chordata; Actinopteri; Cypriniformes; Catostomidae. Gene Ontology annotation, molecular function: protein serine/threonine kinase activity; ATP binding. The transcript has 11 exons. Gene Ontology annotation, cellular component: nucleus; protein kinase CK2 complex; cytosol. Gene Ontology annotation, biological process: protein phosphorylation; regulation of chromosome separation. The record is from RefSeq and is a predicted model, not a curated record. The coding region runs from base 871 to 1872 and encodes 333 amino acids.